AUGGCUUAUGUAUCACCUGUCGCGCACUCUACCUCCAUAUUCAAGGAUGAUCUCUUCAAGGGGAAGGUUCUGUUUUGCACAGGCGGAGGCUCUGGAAUAUGCAAGGCAAUGACAGAGACAAUGAUGCGUCACGGAGCAGACGCGUGCAUCGUAGGACGCAAACUCGACCGCCUUAAUGCGAGCGCAGGCGAACUCGCCAAAGCCACCGGGAAACGAUGUAUUGCCGCUCAGGGUGACGUGAGGAACCCCGAGCAGCUGAAGAGUGCUGUAGCGAAGACGAUGGAAGCGUUCGGUCGCAUUGAUUUCGUCAUUUGCGGCGAGUCCCUUCUGUUUGUGCCCGUUGUUGGCUGCUUGAAUUUGCGCGAACAGACCGUUGUCGAUAUUGAUACCAUUGGGACGUACAAUACCAUAAAGGCAACCAUUGCGUACGUGCGGGCAUCCAAAGGAUCUUAUAUUCAUGUCAGUGCCACUCUGCACUACAAAGCCACGCCUUUCCAGGUGCACGUUUCUGCCGCCAAAGCGGCAGUGGACGCCACUUCCGCUGUUCUUGCGGUUGAGGAAGGCCCACACGGUGUUCGGUCCAAUGUCAUUGCCCCUGGACCUAUAGGCGGAACUGAGGGUGUUGACCGUCUCCAAACCAAGGACAAACUGAAUGGUGGCAUAUCAUCUCGUAUCCCCCUCGGCCGUCUCGGGCACUUAAACGACAUUGCAAAUACCACGGUAUUCCUCUUCAGUGAUGCUGCCAGCUUUAUUACUGGUCAAGUGAUAGCUGUCGAUGGAGGAAGCGAGCCGUUGCGCACCGUCGGGCUGCCUUAUCCCCAGUGUGUACUAGACCCAGCAUCUGUCAAGGAUAUGAUCAAACCCCGGCUGUAA
Fibroporia radiculosa is the source of this 873-nucleotide messenger RNA. RefSeq lists its product as uncharacterized. The record is from RefSeq and is a predicted model, not a curated record. The coding region runs from base 1 to 873 and encodes 290 amino acids. The transcript is spliced from 8 exons. Lineage: Eukaryota; Fungi; Basidiomycota; Agaricomycetes; Polyporales; Fibroporiaceae. Gene Ontology annotation, molecular function: 2,4-dienoyl-CoA reductase (NADPH) activity. Gene Ontology annotation, biological process: fatty acid catabolic process.